Messenger RNA from Plodia interpunctella (Indianmeal moth), 1873 nucleotides. RefSeq names its product Odorant receptor co-receptor (gene Orco). The coding region runs from base 145 to 1566 and encodes 473 amino acids. Gene Ontology annotation, molecular function: odorant binding; olfactory receptor activity. The transcript is spliced from 11 exons. The record is from RefSeq and is a predicted model, not a curated record. Lineage: Eukaryota; Metazoa; Arthropoda; Insecta; Lepidoptera; Pyralidae. Gene Ontology annotation, biological process: sensory perception of smell; detection of chemical stimulus involved in sensory perception of smell. Gene Ontology annotation, cellular component: plasma membrane.
GUCUUUCGAAAAUUGCUUGAUUGUUUUAAGUGAUUGGAACGAAGUUUUAAACAUGUAAUUUUAUACUUUUCUCUUCUGAGAUUGAGAAGAAUAAAGAUAUAGUUAUCAUUUUUAACAGCGGAACAAUUGAAAUAAAACUUAAAGAUGAUGAACAAAGUGAAAACACAGGGCCUUGUGUCCGACUUGAUGCCGAAUAUCAAGUUGAUGCAAGCGGCUGGGCACUUCUUGUUCAACUAUUAUUCAGACGAGUCUGGCAUGUCCAUGCUUCUUCGGAAGAUCUAUUCUAGCGUGCAUGCAGUAUUGAUAGUGGUCAACUAUGUGUGCAUGGCAGUCAACAUGGUGAAAUAUUCAGACGAAGUGAACGAGCUCACAGCGAACACCAUCACUGUACUUUUCUUCGCGCAUACAGUUAUUAAAAUGCUGUUUUUCGCGCUCAAUUCGAAGAGCUUCUACAGAACCCUGGCAGUGUGGAACCAGUCGAACAGCCACCCGUUGUUCACGGAGUCAGACGCGCGUUACCACCAGCUUGCUCUCACGAAAAUUCGGCGCCUCUUGUAUUUUAUCUGUGCGGUUACAAUUUUCGCAGUUAUUAGUUGGAUAACAAUAACCUUCUUCGGGGAGUCCGUCCGUUUGAUAGCAAAUAAAGAGACAAAUGAAACGAUUAGCGAGCCUGCACCUCGUCUACCACUAAAGGCUUGGUACCCUUUCAAUGCCAUGAGUGGAUCUAUGUACAUAGUUGCCUUUGCUUACCAGGUGUACUGGCUGUUUUUCUCCAUGAUGAUAGCAAAUCUGAUGGAUGUCAUGUUUUGUUCGUGGCUCAUCUUUGCCUGCGAGCAGUUGCAGCAUUUGAAAGCAAUCAUGAAACCUCUGAUGGAGCUGAGCGCGUCGCUUGACACGUAUAGACCUAAUACUGCUGAACUUUUUAGAGCUUCAUCGACAGAAAAGUCAGAAAAAGUUCCAGAGGCAACAGACCUAGAUAUUCGUGGUAUAUAUUCCACUCAGCAGGACUUUGGGAUGACGUUGCGAGGUGCCGGUGGAAGGCUCCAGACGUUUGGCCAGCAGAAUACUAACCCUAACGGACUGACUCAGAAACAGGAGAUGUUAGCGCGGUCUGCCAUCAAGUAUUGGGUGGAGAGGCACAAACAUGUUGUAAGGUUGGUGACGUCCAUAGGUGACACUUACGGUACAGCUCUACUAUUCCACAUGUUAAUAUCUACCAUCACCCUGACUCUGUUGGCAUAUCAAGCGACUAAGAUUGACGGUAUAAACGUGUACGCAUUUAGUACAAUUGGUUACCUCAGUUAUACUCUUGGUCAAGUAUUCCACUUUUGCAUUUUCGGCAACCGACUCAUAGAAGAGAGUUCAUCAGUGAUGGAAGCCGCAUAUUCUUGUCAAUGGUACGACGGAUCCGAGGAGGCGAAGACUUUCGUGCAGAUCGUGUGCCAACAAUGUCAGAAAGCUAUGAGUAUUUCUGGUGCCAAGUUCUUCACGGUAUCACUUGAUUUAUUCGCUUCUGUUUUAGGCGCAGUGGUUACAUACUUUAUGGUGUUGGUGCAACUGAAGUAGACGAUUACCGACCGAUAAGACUAGGAGAUUUUUUUUAUGGCUUAGUCAUAAUUUCACAUUCAUAUAUCUUGUUGACUCUGAUUUAGCAUCUAGAUCAAUUGGUCUGUGCGUUACUUAUUAAAACUAGUAUUUAAAAAAUAUAAAAUUGUAUAAGAUUGUUGAAGAUAGUUUUACCGUUAUAUUUUGUCACUAAAAAGUAGUGAGUAUCUUGCACAUACUUAAACAUUUUAUUUUACUCUAGUUUUACAAAUUGUUAUUAAAUGUAUGUACUAACAAAUAUAUUUUUGAAUAAAUCACAUAUAUUGAU